AUGCCACAUGCCAAUAAGCCUGUUGUUGAAGUCACACAUAUAGAUGACUAUCAAGUUAAUUUUAUUCUAUCUAAUACUGAUCUCAGUAUGGCUAAUUCUUUAAGAAGAGUUUUUCAUGCAGAAGUACCAACAUUAGCUAUUGAUUGGGUUCAAAUGGAUAAUAAUACAACAGUCCUUCAUGAUGAAUUUAUUGCUCACCGUCUGGGUUUAAUACCUUUUUUAUCUGACAUCAAAGUAGAUAAAAUAAGAAAUUUCCGUGAUUGUGAUUGUGUGGAUUUUUGUAAACAAUGUUCUGUUGAAGUAUGGUUACGUGUUAGAAAUGAUGAUACAGCUACUAGAUCUGUAACAUCAGAUGACAUUGUAUCAGCAGAUCCUGAAGUUGUUCCAGCUGCUGGAAAAUAUCUUAAACCACAUUAUAAGGGAGAUUUUACUGAAUUUGAAAGACUUUAUGGACCAAUUUUAAUUGUCAAAUUACGUCAAGGUCAAGAACUUGUAUUUAGAGCUUUUGUUAAAAAAGGUAUAGGAAAGGAACAUGCUAAAUGGAAUCCAACAGCCGGUGUAACAUUUGAAUAUGAUCCUGAUAAUUCUUUAAGGCAUACAGUUUAUCAGAAUCCUUCCGAUUGGCAUAAAUCAGAACAUACUAGAUUACCGGAUGAUGUUUAUGAAGCUGCAUUUGAUGCUUUAGGAAAACCUAGUAAAUUUUAUAUUGGUGUUGAGUCAUCAGGAGCAUUGAAAGCUGAAAAUAUUGUGAUUAAUGGCAUUAGAAGUUUAAGAAAAAAACUUGUUGACUUGAAAGAUUGUUUAGAAAAAGAGCAUAUUAAUAGUACAAUUCAUUGA
Messenger RNA from Strongyloides ratti, 837 nucleotides. Its product is annotated as DNA-directed RNA polymerase II subunit RPB3. The coding region runs from base 1 to 837 and encodes 278 amino acids. Gene Ontology annotation, molecular function: DNA-directed RNA polymerase activity; DNA binding; protein dimerization activity. Lineage: Eukaryota; Metazoa; Nematoda; Chromadorea; Rhabditida; Strongyloididae. Gene Ontology annotation, cellular component: RNA polymerase II, core complex. The record is from RefSeq and is a predicted model, not a curated record. Gene Ontology annotation, biological process: DNA-templated transcription. The transcript is spliced from 2 exons.